CAAGUAUGACUUCAUAAGCUAAAUCAGAUCUGAAAAGACAUCGGACACGGUGGAGAGUGUCACGUGGGAGCAAAAAGACGAUAACUUUCAACUACCAACGGUAACCGUUGGGUGAGGUGUGGAAGCUAUUAGGAACGUGGUCUCAACAGUCCAACUACGAAGGAAAUGACCCUGGAAUGGUAGCUACGCCUAGAUGCAGAUCUCUUUUAACAAAACCUGACAAUAAUUAAAUAAAGGAAAAAAACAGAAGAAGAAAGCUUUAAAAUCCUUUGAUGUUGACAUGAAUGUUACCCCAUUCCCUUUUUGACGAUCUGUGUACUUGAAGAACAAAUUUUAUCAAACGAUUUUUUUGACAAACAAAAAAUGAGCUGGAGUAGUGUCGGCAACUGGUUCAAAACUCAAGUAACUUUGAAGAAUUUGUUCAGACUUUUUCUGGGCCAACUUGUUUCUUUCGUUCUUGCACUUAUGAGCUUUACUUCUUCUUUGAUAGCCAGUCUUGGUGUGGAUGCGCCUAUCACUCAGACUUCCUUCACUUACUUCGCUUUAGCUGUGGUUUAUGGUAGCAUCUUGCUCUAUAGGGGUCAAAAGCUAAGGAUUCCUUGGUAUUGGUAUCUCGCCCUCGGCUUUGUUGAUGUUCAAGGGAAUUAUCUUGUUAACAAAGCCUUCCAGUUCUCCUCAAUCACUAGUGUGACACUGUUGGACUGCUGGACCAUCGUAUGGGCAAUAUUUCUCACAUAUUUCUUCAUAGGCACUAGAUAUUCUUUAUUGCAGCUAGGGGGUGCUGCUCUUUGUGUGCUUGGCCUUGGUCUAGUGCUCCUCUCCGAUGCAGGGGUGGGUGGUGGAGGUGGUUCGAAACCAAUUCUUGGAGAUGCACUAGUAAUUGCUGGCACUCUCUUCUUUGCCAUGAGCAAUGUUGGUGAGGAAUUUUGUGUUAAGAAGAAAGACCGAAUCGAAGUGGUUUCGAUGAUUGGUCUUUUUGGGAUGCUAUUGAGCGGUGUCGAGUUGUAUCCUUUAUGCUUGAUACUAGGCUUUGCUGGAUAUACCUUUUCAAGUUUCAUGUUCUACACUAUCACGCCCUUUGUUCUCAAGUUGAGUGGAGCCACGAUGUUUAAUCUGUCGCUGUUAACGUCUGAUAUGUGGGCGGUGGUGGUUCGCAUCCUUUUCUAUCGCCAGCAGGUUGAUUGGCUAUAUUUUGUUGCAUUUGGAGUUGUAGUGAUCGGACUCGUCACCUAUUCGACAACUGAAAAGGUCCCUGCAACGGUGGUUGAGGAUGGAAGCCAGAGUGUUGAAUACCAAGAGCUUAAUGCUGAAUCAAGAGACGAGUGUUGAGGUUCAUGUCCAAAAUGGGAACAACUGCGUGCAGGCAGGUGCUUUUGUUAAAUGCCAUUUCUUUCCUAUCUAAUUACCACCAAAUAUUGUCGGUUGGUAUUGUAAUCAACUGGCCACUUCUUUGGUUAGGGAGGAACAAGAUGGUGUUUAGUGGUAAAUGUCCCAACACUAUUCAACUUACAAUGGUUCUCCACGGAAACAUUUUCUUUAGGCCUGCCGCCUGCUGACGCAUAAUAUCAUAUCCCACGGAAAAUCCGCCCUCUGUUGCUUCUCUUGCUAAUUUUUGGAUAAAUUUUAUUAAAAUUAAAAGAAAAA
This is a messenger RNA of Gossypium arboreum, 1644 nucleotides long. RefSeq lists its product as uncharacterized. NCBI's taxonomy places the organism in Eukaryota, Viridiplantae, Streptophyta, Magnoliopsida, Malvales, Malvaceae. Gene Ontology annotation, molecular function: transmembrane transporter activity. Gene Ontology annotation, biological process: transmembrane transport. The coding region runs from base 364 to 1329 and encodes 321 amino acids. Gene Ontology annotation, cellular component: membrane. The record is from RefSeq and is a predicted model, not a curated record. The transcript has 10 exons.